Messenger RNA from Cottoperca gobio, 3257 nucleotides. Its product is annotated as ankyrin repeat and SOCS box protein 2-like. Lineage: Eukaryota; Metazoa; Chordata; Actinopteri; Perciformes; Bovichtidae. The transcript has 9 exons. The record is from RefSeq and is a predicted model, not a curated record. Bases 1452 to 3206 code for a protein of 584 amino acids. Gene Ontology annotation, molecular function: protein binding; RNA binding; RNA nuclease activity. Gene Ontology annotation, biological process: RNA processing; intracellular signal transduction.
UAUUUUGGAGGACUGGUGGAUGCAAGAUGUUCUCAGCGUUUGUGCACUUGAGGUUAUGAAGUUUCACAGUUGUGUAAGUUGCGUAUUGACCGGGUCACAACAUCAAAGUACCUUAGCGUCUUGGAUCCAGAUUUGACGUAAAUGCACAGAAACUUUCCUCUUUCAGCAGAUGAAUAUGAAAACAGCAUUUUUGUGUCAAACUCUGCACGCUCAUCACUCUGCCCAGUGAAGGUCAAACAUCCAAGACAAAUCACAAUAAGCAAAACACAUUUUUGGGUGGAUAAGGUCUUUCUAGAUUUGUAGACCUUUUUCACAUUGAUAUGACAUGUCAUCACAGGAAAAGCAAAGGUUAAAUGAAUAACAUAAAAAGAAAAAUUGCAUCCACUUUAAUUUUUACCAAAAUAUCUUUUACCAGCACACAAUUUGUCUUUAUAGCAGGAAAACCACAAGUGUAAUCACUGACCAGGCUCGCUGACACACUUGAAUGGGACAGGGACAUAGUUAAGUAAUUACACCUGUGUCAUACCGUGUUAAUACCGUGUUAAACUGAGAACAAUGUUAAGAGCAAAAAUUCCAUUUGAACCUGACAUUUUGUGAAGAGUUAAUUUGUUGAACACGACCUCUCAGUUUUACCACUACCUUCAAAAACAACAGGCCUGCACUGAAUCCAACCUUCACCGUGGUAAUGUUCAGUUUUUUCAUGAUAAUAAGUGAUCAUUUAACUUAUCAUUAACUUUGCAGUGGUGAUGUUUAAUUGUAUUGUGCUAUCGAGGAGUUUCUAAUACUUCGUCCACUACAUUAAAAUGGGUAGACUGAUCAAUAUGGAUUUGAUAUAUUUUAGUUUGAAUAUAAAUGAUAUAUGCAAUAAAUAUAUCUUUAUAUUAUAUGUAUGGUACAACACAUGCACUAGCAUCCAUGUGCAUAUCUUAUUUUUACACAUUUAUUUAUUUAUGUGAUGAUCGAUUGUCUGCAGUUCCUGUCACAUUUCAUCUGAACAUAAAAGAUAACACAGCAUUAAAUAACCAAGUUUGUCUUUGUUGGCCCAAAGAUGUGGGGCUCCACAGUAUUUUUGGAAACGGCCUCAGAGCUAGUUCACAUAGUUGAGUUACUCCAAUUUUAAAUAGAUAUGCUAAUAGACUUGUUUGUGUCAAGUAAACCAGCAGACACCACUUCCAGUUUACAUGCAGGAAGUAUUUCUCUUAAACCACGUCAGAAGAAUGGAUUGUGAAACAAAAAUCAUCCGUCGUUGUUGUGUGCACAUUUUCACACUUCAUCAUGUGAGUAGAGCUGAUACAACAGAAGGAUACUCUUCUUGUUGUGAAGGUGGCUUGACACACUUGUAAAGUUAAAGCAACUUCUGUGAAUGAGGAUGAGGAACACUGUCAUGUGAAGACAGCAGCUCACUGUUGGAUGUCCCGGUCCUCAGACUGGACAACACAUCUCCUCCUGUGAUGAUCACAGUCAGCAGAUCCAGGUCUCUUUACCAGAGACUAAACAAUGACAUCAAACACAUGCUGGCUGACUGCUCCCUGAUUCUCCACACUUCAGCCAACACAACAGUACACUUGCUCAGGGAUGUUGAGCCAGUGGUAUUUGCCAUCAGGAGAGGGGAUGUGAAGGCUGUUAAUGAUCUGGCAACAUCCGCUCCUCUCAGCCUGCUGAAGGAGAACAAAGAUGGGUGGAUACCUCUGCAUGAUGCUGCCUUCUGUGGACAGAUGGAGUGCUUAAAGAUCCUACUGAGGGUCCACCCAGGUUCGGUAGACAAACGGACCUUGCAGGAGCAGACGGCCUUGCUGCUUGCUGUGUCGUGUGAGCACUUGUCAUGUGUGCGGUGCCUUCUGGAGACAGGCGCCGACCCCGACAUCAGCAGCAAGAACAAAGAAACCCCUUUGUACAAAGCCUGUGUGUUGGAGAAUGUGGACAUGGUGAGCCUCAUUCUGUCCUACGGAGCCACUGUGAACCAGCGGUGUGGUCAGGGUUGGACGGCCCUCCAUGAGGCUGUAUCCAUUAACAACAUAGAGAUCUGUGAGAUACUAAUAAGAGCCGGGGCUGCAAUCAAUCCACCUAACACCUACAGCAUCACACCACUCAUUGCAGCAGCUCAGCGAGGACAGAUGAGGGCACUGUGCUACCUUAUUGGGAAAGGUGCAGAUGUGAACAUGCAGACGUGUGAUGGUGUCACAGCGCUGCAUGAGGCUAGUAAAAAUGGCCACCGGGAAAGCGUAGCGGUGCUGUUGACUAAAAACGCAGACGCCAACAAACCUGCUAACUCAGGACUGCUGCCGCUACAUGUUGCCGCCCAAUAUGGUCACCAUGAGAUUGUCUCCCUGCUUGUCUCAGUGACAAGUCGAGCCAGGCUCCGCCACAGUUGUAUCAGCCCCCUCCACCUAGCAGCAGAGUACAACAGACACACGGUUGCAGCUGUGCUACUCAAGACAGGUGCAGAUGUAAACGUCACGCUGGCCAACAGUCGCUCCAUGCAGUAUGCUGAUCGACGAGCAACAGCCCUCUACUUUGCAAUUGCCAACGGCAGCACCAAGACAGCAGAGGUGUUGCUGAACGCUGGUGCUAGUCUUAGCCUGGACCCAGUCAGUCCUCUGUUGAUGGCUGUACGGCAGGGCUGUGUCAGCACUGUGUCCUUACUGCUGGAGAGAGGGGCAGAUGUCAACGCCAGAAUACCCUCUCACGCCACUACGUUCCCCGCUGUUGUUGUACUUUGUAUGAAUAAUCUGCCUCUACUCAAGUGCCUUUUGAACAAUGGCUGUGAUGCCCUCUCCUGUUUUACCUGUACAUACGGCUGUGCCGCUCACCCAACAUCAGGAGGAUCCCAUAUAAGAACUGCUGGCAGCAAUGUAUGUGUUUUACAGAAUGACAAUCUGCUUCCUUUAAACUGCAGUGAGCCGCCAGAAAGAGCAACACAGUUCUGUGAGUGGAUCUCAACAUCAGUUAUGUGUGAAUGGGCUGGACCGAUCAUAGACUUGCUGCUGGAGCAUGUUGGUCAUGUUCAGCGGUGCAGCAAGCUCACUGAACUGCUGGACAGCCGAGAAGAAUGGCUCGCUGUUAAGAGGAAGUCAUCGUCACCUCGUCCACUGCUGCACCUUUGCAGAUUCAGGAUUCGGACCCAAAUGGGGAGACACAGACUGAAAUCUCUCCCAAGUCUCCCUCUGCCAGACAGACUGAUCAGAUACCUGAGCCUGGCUGACUGACAAUAAAAUGAACUUCAAGCAAUAAAGGCAUCAGAGAUGUGACUAAAUUUA